Lutzomyia longipalpis is the source of this 2096-nucleotide messenger RNA. RefSeq lists its product as uncharacterized. NCBI's taxonomy places the organism in Eukaryota, Metazoa, Arthropoda, Insecta, Diptera, Psychodidae. The transcript has 3 exons. The coding region runs from base 294 to 2033 and encodes 579 amino acids. The record is from RefSeq and is a predicted model, not a curated record.
UAAAUAAAUAGAGAAAAUUCUAAAUUAUAUUACCUCAAAAAUUUAGCCAAACUUUUAGCACCGAAAAAAAAACAUAUCAUUUAAUAAGCUUUAUUGUCUUUAUAACGACGAAAGUAUCAUCGAUUGUCUUUAUUACCUUCAUAAGAUACUAAUAAGUUAUCAAUAUAUAGAAGAUAAGAGCAUUGAGUUAUUUUUCGUGGGUUGAACUUAGAUGUUAAGCUUUGAAAAUUCGUCAGUUAGCAAGGAGAUCACGAGAGUGGAACAUCAAGAGGGAAAGAAAUCAAUUUUUAAGAAUGAAGAAAUUUCUAAUUGUGAUAGUUAUCUUGAAAAUUGCUCAGGGUACCUAUGGGCUAUCCUGUGUAAAAUGCGAUUCAUCCUACGAUGAAAGUUGUCAUUUUCUGCAACCAACUACAAGGGCUACAUUGUGUGCGGGGGGACUUCCUGGAGGAACUGAAGAUCAAUGUUUUAUUCAAUUCACCGAAAUGGGUGUGACGAUUCGGGGUUGUUUGUCGGAAAACCCCCAUAUGGUGGAGGUUUGUGAAAGUGGAACGGGAAAUUGUAACACCUGCUUUGAAGAUCAGUGCAACAUUGAUCAAACCAUGAGGGAAAAUUGUGCAAUUUGUGACUCAACUACUGAUCCAAAUUGCGCCUCAACUCCUUCAUCUUUUGUACAAAUGUGUCCCUUUGUUUAUGAAUACGAUGCCGGUGGUUGUUACCUUCACAAGAGAGUUGAUGGGGGUAUUCAGAGGGGUUGCAUGGUUACAGCAACAACGGAUUUCAUUGAUAUCUGUCGUAAAGGGGAAGAAUGUAAAAUAUGUCGUGGACAGAUUUGCAAUACAAAAGUGGAUUUCCAGGAGUGUCAUGUUUGUGAUUCAGAAGUGGAUGAAGAUUUAACCUGUUUGAGUAAUCCUGCAAAUAGUCCUACGAAAAUCUGCCAGGAUUAUGGAGACAGUUGUGCUCAGCUUGUUGUUGCAAAUGGAAAAACAGUUCGAGGCUGCCUUCAAGACUUGGAUGGAAGUACUUCAACCUUCUGCCCUAGCAACAACUGCCAAAUCUGUUCCAACAACAAUUGCAACAGCAACAUUUUCCCAUCAGAUCGUAUUACCUGCCAUCAAUGCAAUGAUGAAGAGAAUUGUUACAAGGAUAUGACGAGCAUUGGCAAUGUAGCAUAUCCCUGUCGCAAUUACGCGCUUGAUGACCAAUGCUACACAGUGCAGGAAGAGAGUGUAGUUUAUCGUGGAUGUUUGUCAGAUAGAACCCCAGAGAAAUCUACUUGUGACAUUGCUGGAGAUUUAUGCAACAAAUGUUCUGAACAAGGAUGCAAUUCCGGUGUAAUUGAACCUCCUACUGAACCACCUACUACCCAACCUACUGACCAAACAACACAGCCUACGGAUACAACAGCUGCGCCACCACCGGAGAGACGUUGGUGUGUUCAGUGCUCUGGUGCAAUCAACAGUGAUUGCUCAUACUACCAAGCUUCAGACAAAAGCACCCAAUGCACCGGAAGUCUUGAACCUGGGCAAAUUGAGCAAUGCUAUUUCAUUGUUGAAGGCAAUACCGUUCGUCGUGGGUGCACAGGGGACAGAUACUGCGAUUCACGUGAUUGCACACAAUGCAAUUACAAUCAUUGCAAUUUCCACAGUAAAGCUACAAUGGAAUGCAAGCAAUGCAACUCUCGACAGGGCAGCGAUGAAGACCGUGAGAGAUGCAGAGACAAGCCGGAAGAACUUUCUACAACCCCAUGCGCUCUCAAUGAUGUGUUCUCCAUUGAGGAUGCUGGAUGCUACAGUAUGCGACUUAACAUUACAGUUGAUGGCGAAACUGAAUCCUAUGUUCGACGUGGUUGCAAGUACAUGAUGCUUUUGGAUCCACGAUGUGAUGAUGAUGAAGAUGAUUCAUGCAUCAUGUGCCAAGGUGACGGUUGCAAUACCCAUGAUGUUAGUUACAGUGCUAAACUGUAUCCAACAAUGGGAAUUCUUCUUGCUUCUCUUCUUUUAAUCAUCAUGAAAAAUUUCUCAGGUUCAGUGUGAAAUAGAUAAUACUUGUUGAAAAUUUUAAACAAGAAGAGAAAUAAAGAUAUGAACUCUUGCCAA